Quercus robur (English oak) is the source of this 852-nucleotide messenger RNA. Its product is annotated as serine/threonine-protein phosphatase 7 long form homolog. Bases 73 to 852 code for a protein of 259 amino acids. The transcript is spliced from 3 exons. The record is from RefSeq and is a predicted model, not a curated record. Gene Ontology annotation, biological process: meristem maintenance; meristem development. Lineage: Eukaryota; Viridiplantae; Streptophyta; Magnoliopsida; Fagales; Fagaceae.
UGCAGGAAUAGGCUUGAAAAGGCUUCACAACAUAAGCUUUUAGAGAAGGUAGUUGCAUAGUGAUAUUGCAGUAUGGCUGCUGUUCCUGCUCAGCUCCCUGAUGAGUUUGGUCCUGAGCCCACUGACGAUUCAGUGUUAAGGUUUAUAAAAACACAUCGAGCGUGCGCUGUUUGGGAAGGCAAGGAUCCAGGGCCACUGAAAUGCCGCGGUCGUAAUGACGAGUUCCGAAAACGACGCCGGAUAGUGGUGGAUGAUCGUAUCGUCGACAUUGUGAAGAGAGUUGGAUUAGAGGGGCUGUAUAGGACCCCAGGUAGAGAGAUUGAUCAUAACCUGAUCACGGCCUUCGUUGAGCGAUGGCGGCCUGAAACCCACACCUUCCACCUGCCACAUGGUGAGACAACGAUCACAUUACAAGAUGUGGAGGUUCUUUUUGGGAUUCCAAUCGAUGGUGAGGCAAUUGUUGGAACAACUGACUUGACAUGGAAAGAUGAAUGUCAGAGUCUGCUUGGAAUUGCUACUAAUGACACCACGCUUAAAGGACAAAGGAUCCAAAUAAAGAAGCUACUAGAAAAAAUUGACGAAGGGUUGCCCGAUGAUGCAACAGAGGUGGUUGUGCAUCAAUAUGCACGGUGUUAUAUCCUAGCACUCCUGGCAGACACAAUUUUCGCCGACAAGUCUGGUGAUAGGGUGCAUACGAUGUGGUUGCAGAUGCUGAGGAACCUUCGGAAUCCACCUCAGUACAGUUGGGGGAGCGCUUGCCUUGCAUGGCUGUACAGAGAGUUAUGCAAGGCAACCGACAGAGGUGCUAGUCAGAUUGGUGGGGCCUUGUUGCUAGUUCAGUAUUGGGCAUAG